AUGCUUUUACACCAUGAUGCGUGUAUUAUGCCUCCCGAGGUUUUGGCUUGCAUGAAGUUGAUCAAGGAAGGGCAUUUGGAAAUGAUUGAUUGGGCAGGAUUGAUCUGGUGCACGUUGGACAAAGAGUUGAAAGCCUCACAGCUAGAGAACUGUUACUAUGCAUCGCAUUUGCAGCAUUUGAUUAAGACGCAGCAUGAGGAGUUGCUCAAAGAAGUCUCUAAGGUGAACAUUGAGGUGAUUAACGAAGAGAAGGAGUGGGAGUUGUUGAGGGAGCAUAAUAUUGAAUUGAGCCGGUGGCAAGAUGAUGUUGAAAUUUUUGAAGUGGAAAAGGAGCAGAGUUCAAAGGAAGAAGAAUUUGAGGAUGAGGAUGAUGAGUGCAUUCUUUUGGGGGGGAUGUCUCCAAGAAUUUCUUCGGUGGGAAUGCCUUCUGGAAGUCUCAUUCAGGCAAUGGGACCUGGGCAAACACCUUUUAGUUCUGGGAAUGGGCUGGGCGGCAAUUCUGAAGAUUUUUUCACCUAUGGAGAAGAUGCUCAAAUGGAUUCUGGACCGUCACUUUUUGGCAAUGGUCAUAAGAGAUAUGUUGGCCAGGAUAACCAUGACAAUCAGUCUCCAACUGUUAGGAACAAGAGACUGAGAAGUGAUAGCCUGUGGGGUGCUAAGCCGGUGGACUUCGACAUGUGUAUGGAGCACAUACAACGUUUGAUGGGAGAAGCUAGAAUGAUGUAUGUAACAAAGGCACAGGCUUGUGAAGAAUUUUACGUGGAACCAGCAACUCCUGCUUAA
Molecule: messenger RNA, 783 nt
Organism: Prosopis cineraria
Lineage: Eukaryota; Viridiplantae; Streptophyta; Magnoliopsida; Fabales; Fabaceae
Exons: 2
Coding region: 1-783 (260 amino acids)
Source: RefSeq, a predicted model, not a curated record